Molecule: messenger RNA, 765 nt
Organism: Podarcis lilfordi (Lilford's wall lizard)
Lineage: Eukaryota; Metazoa; Chordata; Lepidosauria; Squamata; Lacertidae
Source: the annotation of a GenBank genome assembly
AUGGCUCUCCAGAGUGUCCUGGGCCUGGACCUCCCGCUGCAGGCCCCCAGCUGGCCCCUGCCACCCCCGAGCGGGAGAGUGGUGCCCCUGCCGUUUCCGCUGUCCCACGGCACCACCACGCUGGCCUUCCGCUGCAGCCAUGGGGUAGUGGUGGCAGCGGACACCCGUGCUUCGAGCGGGAACCUCGUGUCUGACCCGUCGGCCCGCAAGGUCAUGACCCUCCACCGCCACCUCCUAGCGACCACGUCCGGGACAUCGGCCGACUGCGCCUCCUGGUUGCGCCUGCUGCGGUGCUCUCUGCGCCUGAGGCAGCUCCACGGCGGGCGCCAGGUCAGCGUGGCAGGGGCCGCCAAGCUGCUGGCUUUCCUCUUGCGGGGCUGUCGCCACAAGGACUUGUGCGUGGCCACCGUGCUGUGCGGCUGGGACGACGGCGGGCCUGCUCUGCGCUACGUCUACAGCGAUGGCACGUGCCUCCAGGGAGACAUUUUCGCAGUGGGCUCCGGGUCUCCCUACGCCUACGGGGUGAUGGACGGCUCGUACCGCUUCGACCUGCCACGCGACCAGGCUUUCAUGCUGGCCCGCCAGGCUGUGGCUCACGCCGCCCACCGAGACGCCUACUCCGGGGGGAACGUGGACCUCUACCACGUGCGGCCAAGCGGCUGGGUGUGCAUCUCCCGGGAAGAUCUCAGCCAGGUCUAUCGGGGAUUGGGGCCACUGGGCGACGGAGAGGGCGACACUAAAGAAAGGCACCGUGGAAUUGACUAG